ACUAAACUUAGCUUCCACCCCCCAGCUCGAUCAUCGCCGCCACCUCCCCAGCCUGGCCACCACCUGCCUGGGAGACACUGCCACCAGACCGUGGCCCAGGGCACCCACUCUUCCGCCACCACCAUGUCCCAGACCCAAGCACCGAAGGUCCGCACCACCCUCUUCUGCAUCCUGGUGGGCGUCGUGCUGGCCUUGGUGGCCGUGGUGACCGACCACUGGGCCGUGCUGAGCCCCGAGGUGGAACACCACAAUGCUACCUGCGAGGCGGCCCACUUUGGCCUCUGGCGGAUUUGCACCAAGCGUAUUGUCAUGCCUGACAGCAAGGACAAGACCUGCGGACCCAUCACCCUGCCUGGGGAGAAGAACUGUUCCUACUUCAGGCAUUUUAACCCAGGCGAGACCUCAGAGAUCUUCGAAGUCACUACUCAGAAAGAGUACAGCAUCUCGGCCGCCGCCAUCGCCAUCUUCAGCCUCGGCUUCAUCAUCAUGGGGACCAGCUGCGCGCUUCUGUCCUUCCGGAAGAAGCGGGAUUACCUGCUGAGGCCGGCGUCCAUGUUCUACGCCUUCGCAGGCCUGUGCGUCUUCGUGUCGGUGGAGGUGACGCGGCAGUCGGUGAAGCGCAUGAUCGACAGCGAGCACACCGUGUGGAUCGAGUACUACUACUCCUGGUCCUUCGCCUGCGCCUGCGCCGCCUUCGUCCUCCUCUUCCUCGGCGGCCUGGCCCUCCUGCUCUUCUCCCUGCCUCGAAUGCCCCAGAACCCCUGGGAGUCCUGCAUGGACGCCGAGCCCGAGCACUAGCCCUCCCGGAGCCCCCGCGGGGCUUUCCCCUCAGGAAGCCGAGCCUGGCCCAGAACGUUCUGGAGAGGAGGCGGGAGUUUUACCUCUCCCCGGUCCCACCUACCCCACGACAGCCGCUGCUGCUUCCCUCUCUGAGCCCUUCUCUGGGCUGUGACAGGCUCCCCUGGGAAUCCAGCAAGUGGACAUGAUCCACACCUGCCCAGGGUGGGAGGGAGACGGCAGGGGUGGCAGGUGCAGGGUGUCUGGUGGGGACCCCCUUCCCCUGGAGCUCCAGGUGGUCCUCGCUGAGCCAGUUGUCUUUGAUAAGCUGGGUCCAGGUGUCCUCCGUGAGCCCUGUAGGGACCCUGUGCUCAUUUAUCAGUUCUGGGUGUUGCCUGUGUAAAUAGCCAACCCCUCCCUCCUUCUCUGGGACAAGACACACCCUUUCCACUGAACUGAACGUGCCCUCCUUGGUUUCCAAGAUAGGUGAGGAGCAUUUUUUCGCUGGGUAGAAUCUGACUGUGUUUGAAAUAAAAGCUCUUUGAAAACUUA
Leptonychotes weddellii (Weddell seal) is the source of this 1329-nucleotide messenger RNA. RefSeq names its product calcium voltage-gated channel auxiliary subunit gamma 1 (gene CACNG1). The record is from RefSeq and is a predicted model, not a curated record. Gene Ontology annotation, cellular component: membrane; L-type voltage-gated calcium channel complex. Gene Ontology annotation, biological process: regulation of calcium ion transmembrane transport via high voltage-gated calcium channel; calcium ion transmembrane transport. Gene Ontology annotation, molecular function: voltage-gated calcium channel activity; calcium channel regulator activity. Lineage: Eukaryota; Metazoa; Chordata; Mammalia; Carnivora; Phocidae.